AUGGAAGCUUUCAAACCAGAAGCAGAUUGGAGUGAUGGAGAAAUACUACUCGCAAACUACAACUCAAGGGCCCUAAACGCAAUAUUUAGUGGUGUUGAUGAUAAUCAAUUUAAACUAAUAGCGUCAUGUGAAUCUGCAAAGAGAGCUUGGGAAAUCCUUCAAGUCACAUACGAAAGAACGUCAACUGUGAGGACGUCGAAAGUACAGAUAUUCGCUUACCGAAUUGCUGCCAUUGAAGAAGUCAGAGACGUUGACACGCUCAAACUAGACGAACUCAUGGGGAAACUUCUAGCACAAGAACUCAAUCAUGGUGAAAAUCAUCGUGAAAAGUCUAGAGAAAAGAAGAUAGCCUUUCAAGCAGAAACAUCAUAUGCAACGCCCCAAAAUUCGUCAACUCAAGAAGAUGAGCAAACAGUUGAAGAAUCCUUGGCACUACUAUCGAAAAAUUUUGGGAAAUUUCUCAAAAAGAUCGGUAAAAGGGGAAAUCUUCCAAGCAUAGGGAAACCCGUGAACUUUCAAAAUUCGAGGAGAAAUUUAAAUCAAGAUAACUCAGAGGAGUCAAAACCAAGAAUAAUACAAUGUCGAGAAUGCGAAGGCUUUGGUCACAUUCAAUCAGAAUGCGCAAACACCCUGAAGAAAAAGAAGAAAAUGUCACUUACUACUGUUUGGAGCGAUGAAGAAGAAUCUGAUGAUGACCAAGGAAACAACGAUCAAGUCACUAACUUUGUAGCAUUCAGCAGCAAAGUUCCUCUGGACAACUCAGAAUCAACUGUUGCUUCAACUGUUGCAACAGACUGUGAAACAGAAUCCAGGUAUGAAAAUAUGUGUUCUGAUUAUGACAAAAAUCUAAACGAAAAUUCUUCUUUUGCAGAGGAUCCGAACAGCAGCAGUGAUGAGGAAGAACCAACCUUGGAUGAAGUAAAGGAGGUAUAUGAAAAAAUGUACCAAAAAUGGCUCGACGUCGUUAAGGUAAAUAACUUCCUGGAAAAGGAGAAGUUUGUGCUUGUAGAGGAAAACAAGACACUAAAGGUAAGAAUCUCUACUCUUGAGGAAAGGAUCAUAUCUAGUGAUCAAGAGAAAAAUAGUUUGCAGGCUAAACUUACUCAAACUCAAGAAGCAAUUGCAAAAUUGAACUUGGGUAGAGGUAAUCUAGAUGAAAUCUUAAGCAACAACAAGCCAAACUAUAAUCGUCUAGGCAUAGGAGGGAGUCAGCUACCCAAAGUUGAUCUAAAGCGAAAGGAAGAUCAAAACAGAAAAAUCAACUUUGUUAAACAAGGUUCUGUCUCACAAACAGUUGCAACUGUUGAAGCAACGAAACACAAUUCAAAGAAAAGGUUUAUUCCCACUUGUUUUUUCUGUCAAAAUCCAGGUCACAUACGUCCUAGAUGCUUCAAAUAUUUAAAACUUGUGAAAAAGCUUGUGGCUCGUUCUCUUUACUCUGCUAGGGCUGAUUAUUUUCCUUCACCCUCUCAAAAACCCAAAAAUAAAAUUGAUAUUUCCAAUAGACCUCAGCAAAAAAAUUGGGUUGAAAAGUCCACGUUUAAAUGCUUAUCUGCGAUUACUUCUUUAAAAGCAAGUACUACUAAUGAUUGGUAUUUUGACAGUGGGUGUUCACGACAUAUGACCGGUGUUAAAGAGUUUCUGAAAAACUAUCAACAAAUCACCGGUGGAGCUGUUACCUUUGGAAACGGAAAAAAGGGUGAAGUGCUAGGGAAAGGAUCGCUAAAUCAUGAGAAUCUCCCAAAGCUGAAGAAUGUACUACUUGUAGAAGGACUCACGUCAAAUGUGAUAAGCAUCAGCCAGCUAUGUGAUCAAGAUCUUGAAGUCAGAUUCAACAAAUUCGCAUGUCGAGUAUUAGACAAAGACGAGAAUUGUGUUAUUCAAGGAACUCGAUCAUCUGACAACUGCUAUAUUCUUGUCUCUGCUGGACCACUGGAAGAGGAACCAACAAAGGAAUCGGAAAACAACUCCAGUGUCGCACCAACAGUUCCAACAGUUGAUGUAGCCUCUACCAUUUCAGAAGAAAGUGACGUCAAUUCUGAAACAGGAGACGAAGCUGAAGUCAGGCCUCUCGAAUUGGAUGAUCAAACUCACAAGGAACCCUCAAGAAGAGUCAAGAAGAAUCAUCCAGUGGAUCAAGUCAUUGGCCCGGUAGAAGAAGGAAUUCAAACCCGAGGCUUUAGCGAUGCUGAUUGGGCAGGUGAUGCAGACGAUCGAAAAAGCACAACUGGAGGAUGCUUCUAUCUUGGGAACAAUCUCGUGUCCUGGUACAGCAAAAAACUCUUAUGGAUGAGACAACUCUUAUGGAUGAAACAAAUGGUAUGUGAUUAUGGUAUUAGUCAAGAUUUAUUGCAUAUUUAUUGUGACAAUAUGAGUGCAAUUAAUAUUUCCAAGAAUCCAGUACAGCACUCUCGAACUAAGCAUAUUGAAAUUCGCUACCAUUUCAUUAGAAAUCUUGUAGAGGAAGGAACUGUCUCAUUAGAGUAUGUCACAACGGAGAAACAACUUGCUGACAUCUUUACUAAACCCCUAGAUGCACAUAGGUUCGAUUCCUUGCGAAAUUCGCUUGGAAUCUGUAUUGUUUGAUCUGUGCAGUUGCAUAAACUGUUGCAACUGUCUGUGUCCAGACUUGCAACUUUUAGUUUUUUUUUGGACACAUCACACAUACUGCAUUUUGUUCAUCUAAGUUAUGCAUUAGUCAUGCUGCAUGUGAUGAAAACUCUUGUGUAUUGGAUACUAUCUGUACUUUCGAACUUUGUGAGGUAAAACUUCAUCAAUCCCCGAAUGAUAGCUAUAGAGACUUUAGUUUAUUUAAUACUCUUCACAAUCUCGUCAUGGUUUAACACUUUCAUAAGGAAAAGCUGCCUCUCCAAAUGAGUGAAAGCUAUUCUUGAAUUUUUU
Molecule: messenger RNA, 2901 nt
Organism: Erythranthe guttata (spotted monkey flower)
Lineage: Eukaryota; Viridiplantae; Streptophyta; Magnoliopsida; Lamiales; Phrymaceae
Source: RefSeq, a predicted model, not a curated record